AUGUCGCGGCUGAUUGAGUUCUAUUAUGAUGUUGCUUGUCCCUUCUCCUACCUCUCUUCUUAUGCUAUUCGGCCAUUGCUAAGAAAUAAGGAGGUAAAAGUACUAUGGAAGCCGAUUACUAUUGCCCUACGUGAGGCCAAGGGGAGUCCUAAUAUUCACAUGUUGAUAGACCUUCAAAUAACAGCAAAAAGGCUGCAAAUACCAGCUCAUUUGGAAGCUAAGAACAACAAUCUCGAGCGCAGCCACAACGCUCAAAGAUUAUUAGCAUCAAUUGAUGACAAUACCAUCAGGCAACAGUUGUCUGUAGCUUUAUAUCAACAGUACUGGGAGAGGAAUUCUGAUAUUCUAGAAAGCGAAUCAUUAGAGUCUGUGGUAAAAGAGCUUGGGCUAUCAGUGAAUGUUAAGGAGCAAAUAGACAAAGGGGAAAGCCAAUUACAGUCGUUCAACGAGGAAGCAUCUGAAAGAGGUGUAUAUCGAUUGCCCAGGCACGUAAUUCCGUCAAUAUGUUUCUACGUCUCGGGAAAGCUAUUUCGUGGAGUUGAUAGAUUACAUUUUGUGGAAAGAGCCAUUGGCAACAAAUCUGCAAGAGAGUUGAGAUUAGCAACACCGGAUUCUGCUGCCGCUAGUCGUGAUGCUAAGUUGACAUUUUAUUUUGAUUUUAGCAGUUACUGGAGCUAUAUAGCAUCUAUUCGCCUACCCAACUUUGUGAAAGAGCUGAGUCCUAUUAACGUAGAAGUUGAGUAUGUGCCUGUUGUUAUUGGAGGAAUCUUCAAAACUCUAGGAAACCCGAUCGUACCAAUACAAGCAAUAAAGCCUGCCAUAGUGAAAGCAACCAUGGCCGAUAUAUAUGAUCAUCUAGAUUAUCUAGGAAAUGGCAGCUUUAAAUUUAAUGCUAGCUUUCCCAUGCCAACAAUCACGCCAUUACGUGCGACAAUUGUUAACAACAGCUCCGAGCUUCGCAGUAGAAUAUUUAAAGCUGCCUGGGAAGAAAAUCGGAACAUUGGUGAUGAUAAAGUUGUAGCCGAAAUAAUUGAAGAGAGUGGCUUAAGUUCUUCAAAAAUUUUAACAGAAGUUAAAAGUGACCAAGUCAGAAACCAACUAAGGCACAAUACCACCAGGGCUCUCGAAAAUGGAGCAUUCGGUGUUCCCACCUUCCAACUUAACGACGGACCUAUAAUCUUUGGGCAGGAUCGAUUGAACGUCUUAGCGGAUAUGAUAUGUGGCUGGAAUUAUAGUUAA
Messenger RNA from Trichoplax adhaerens, 1239 nucleotides. RefSeq lists its product as uncharacterized. The transcript is spliced from 10 exons. The coding region runs from base 1 to 1239 and encodes 412 amino acids. Gene Ontology annotation, biological process: glutathione metabolic process. Gene Ontology annotation, cellular component: mitochondrion; peroxisome. Gene Ontology annotation, molecular function: glutathione peroxidase activity; glutathione transferase activity. The record is from RefSeq and is a predicted model, not a curated record. Lineage: Eukaryota; Metazoa; Placozoa; Uniplacotomia; Trichoplacea; Trichoplacidae.